Orbicella faveolata is the source of this 2359-nucleotide messenger RNA. Its product is annotated as gamma-butyrobetaine dioxygenase-like. The record is from RefSeq and is a predicted model, not a curated record. Gene Ontology annotation, biological process: carnitine biosynthetic process. Lineage: Eukaryota; Metazoa; Cnidaria; Anthozoa; Scleractinia; Merulinidae. Gene Ontology annotation, molecular function: oxidoreductase activity. Gene Ontology annotation, cellular component: mitochondrion.
UUUGCUAACUUUAUUAUUGUCUUUUCUGUCCGACUAGUUGGGUGAUACUAAAACAAUUAGACCCUUCGCCCUCAGGGGCCACGGUUCAAUAGCCCAUUAGGCUUCGCCUCGUGAGCUAUUGACCCGUAGCCCGCAAGGGCUACGGGUCCAAUUGUUAAUUAGCGGGAACAUUAACUAACAUUAAGUGUUUCUCACGGCAGCAAUGCUUUCCCAGUUAAAGCACGUAUUCAAAUUUCGUACUGUUACUCGGCGAUUGCUCAACACUUCCUCAGUUCUGAAAGUAAAUUAUCCUGCUGCAGCUAAAUCUACAAGAGAUCCAACGGUGAAGAACAUCCACAAAGCAGACUCAAAUGGAAUGCUUCAUGUGACAUGGAACAACAACACUGUUAACCGCUACCCGUUUGUCUACUUGCGAGACAACUGUCAGUGUCCAGAAUGUUUUCACGAAUCUUCUCUCCAAAGAUCGUUCGAUACGGUGGGCCGAUUAAAGGUGGACAUUCAACCAGAUCGAGUUGAUGUUUUGCAAAACGGCAAAGAAGUUUCCGUCACUUGGCCAGAUGAACAUGUCAGCGUGUUUAAGUCGGAGUGGCUUCACCACAGACGCUUGACGGAAGAACAAGAUACAUCGAAACGACCAUCAACGCUAAACAGAGAGGGAGUGAUUUUCUGGAAAGCAGAUCAACUUCAAGGAAAAAUUCCUCGCUAUGACUUCGCUGAGGUGAUCGAGGAUGACCGCAAACUGUACGAGUGGCUUAAUUCGCUUCAUAGCAUGGGAAUUGCACUAGUAACCAACACUCCUCUUCAAUCAGACGAGGGUUAUAAAUUGUGUGAGAGGGUUGGUUAUCAUAAAACCACACAUUACGGCCAUCAUUUUGACGUGCACGCAAAGUUUGAUGCCAACAACCUAGCGUACACCUCACAUUCUCUCCCGUUACAUGUCGACUUGCCUUACUACGAUUACGUGCCCGGGGUGCAAAUGCUUCACUGUAUCGAGCAAGCGUCCAGUGAAGGAGGUGCCAACCAGUUUGUGGAUGGCUUUUACGUCGCGCAGCAGUUGAAAGAAAACGACCCAGAGACUUUCAAUCUGUUGUCAACCACUCGAUUUCAGUUCGUUGACCUUGGGAAGGAUAUGUUUGGUGAAUUUAACAAGAAAUUUCCCCGUCUUUUGAUAGAGUUGGACGAGAAUGAACAAGUUAUCCGAUUUGCUUUAAACAAUCACGUGCGUGAUUCCAUCAUGCUUACUUCACCAAAGAAAACCAUUCAACUGUACGCGGGUUACCUCACCAUUGGUAGAAUGCUGAGAGACCCUGCCAAUCAAAUAGAACACAAAAUGGUGCCCGGUGACGUAAUUACGUUCAAUAACAGCCGCGUGUUGCACGGAAGAUCCGCGUUCAAAAUCACAGAAUCAUCAAACCGACAUCUUCAGGGAUAUUAUAUGGACUGGGAUGUUAUCUAUUCAAGGAUGAGGGUUCUGGCUCAAAGAUUUAAUAUUCCAUUUGGUUUGUAAAGUCAGCGAGGCAUUUUAAACAAACAGUUUACCGAGCUUGUGUGUGCUCGAAAUUUGCAUCAAUGAUGUGAAGUAACGUUUGAUAAAACUGAAGAGUGAUUGAAGCUCUCAGUCUAUGAUCGUCUUCUUUCUUAAAUCUAUGACAUGUCAUGGGAUUUAGUUAUGUACUCUGUCACCGCCGUAAAUCUGCGGUGGUUCCGGUCUCCCUUUUUAUUCGUUGUAUUAGAAUCUAGAGCGUAAUUCAGGUAGCUCAGGGGAAGAUGUCUGACCCCUGGUCGAUUGAGUUUACCACCACACAUGCGCACGCUAAUAGUUUGCAGAACUUGCAGUAAAAUCUUUAAAACAAACUCUUCAGAGAAACCAAAGCACUGCCUUUACGGCUCGCUCAGUGUUUGUCAAUGAUAAAGUGAGUUACCUUCGUCACGGUCAAGUGAAAACCAUUCUGACUGGCAGCAUUCACUGCAUAUAUGGCGCGUUUGAGCCCCGAUUUUCAAUGCAUGGGGAUUCCUGUAAAAUGUCACCACUGGGACUUGGAAUAAUUUGAGAAACAAAAAUAAGGGUAGAAAAUGAAAAUUUGGCUGGGAAAUGGCAUUUAUACCCCACACCUUGAGGACCAUUCUGGAACGAUCUACAUGUAAUGGUUUCGUUCUCACAGGACUGAGAAGCCUGUGCAGUAAUUGAAUCAAGGACGCUGUAUAGAGUGGGGUGAACGAUUAGCAACAGUCUUCUCAGUCACAAGAACGGGGUGGGGGAACCUCUAUCCCGAGAGUAAGGAAUCGGCCAGAGCUUGGCUAUCAGGGUUGCAAGGCUAUGGGAAUGGUUCUCCGCGCUGCAGAGUACUAUGUCGUAUCA